Messenger RNA from Calidris pugnax (ruff), 2135 nucleotides. It is a transcript of the gene RBKS, whose product is annotated as ribokinase. NCBI's taxonomy places the organism in Eukaryota, Metazoa, Chordata, Aves, Charadriiformes, Scolopacidae. The record is from RefSeq and is a predicted model, not a curated record. The coding region runs from base 172 to 1101 and encodes 309 amino acids. Gene Ontology annotation, molecular function: ribokinase activity. Gene Ontology annotation, biological process: D-ribose metabolic process. The transcript has 8 exons.
CGGGGGCACCCCUCCUGGCCGAAGGCCCCUUGCGGGCCUCCCGUCGCCCGUGGCAACAGGCGAAGCCGCCGCGGCGGUGGGGCCUGGCGCGAAGUCCGGGUCCAGGGUCCAAGGCCCGGGCAGCGCUUUGGCCCGGCUGCGGGUCCCGGGGCCGCCCCGUCCCCUGGCGCCAUGGCCGCUGAGGUGGUGGUUGUGGGAUCCUGUAUGACCGACCUGGUCAGCCUUACUACACGAUUGCCAAGAGCUGGAGAAACUAUCCUUGGACAUAAGUUUUUCAUUGGUUUUGGUGGGAAAGGAGCCAACCAGUGUGUCCAGUCUGCUCGACUUGGGGCCAAGACCUCACUGAUCUGCAAGGUUGGGAAGGAUUCAUUUGGCAAUGAUUAUGUUGAGAAUUUGAAGAAGAAUGGUAUUUCUACAGCAUUUGUAGGUCAGACUACAGAUGCUGCUACUGGAACGGCUUCAAUAAUUGUCAACAGUGAAGGACAGAAUGUUAUUGUCAUAGUCCCAGGAGCCAACCUGCUUUUAAAUUUUGAAGACCUGAAGAGGGCUUCUGAUGUCAUCUGUAAAGCCAAAGUGGUUGUUUGCCAGCUAGAAAUAACCCCUGCUGUUUCUCUGGAAGCUCUGAAAAUGGCACGUGCCAGUGGAGUAAAGACUUUAUUUAAUCCAGCUCCAGCCCUUGCUGACCUAGAUCCACAAUUUUAUACCUACUCUGACAUCUUCUGCUGCAAUGAAACUGAGGCAGAAAUUUUAACGGGCAUCCCAGUUGGCAACCUUGAAGAUGCUGAAAAGGUGGGGCGCACGCUGUUAGAAAGAGGGUGUAAGCUCGUAAUUGUUACUCUUGGAGCAGAAGGCUGCAUGAUGAUAUCAGUAGAAGAACCCAUUCCAAAGCACGUUCCUGCUGGGAAGGUCAGGGCUGUGGACACUACGGGAGCUGGAGACAGUUUUGUGGGAGCACUGGCCUUCUACCUGGCUUACCAUCCCGAGUUACCCAUGGAGGAAAUGAUCAGGAAGUCUAACUGCGUGGCAUCAGUGAGCGUCCAGGCAUCGGGGACACAAUCUUCAUAUCCUUACAGGAAGGACUUGCCUCAGGACCUUUUCUAAUUGACAUUGUCUAGCUCCAUGUACUGAUUUUAUCUUGUCCCAGACAGCAUUAUUCUCCUGGCUGCACCGAGGUUCUCCUCUGCUGACUGGAAAGACCAGGAAAGUCUUUUCGCUGCUUAUUUGAGGAAUCCUGUCAGUUCCUGUUCUACAACACGAAGAUGGGGUGGGGGUGGUGGGUCUUUCAAACACAGCACAGCAGGUUUCUCUGGCCCCACACACAGCCGUCCCACACAAUGCUCUGUACUGAACCACACCAAGUUUACAGCAAAACCUCCGGAGGGUAUUGGGCUCCUGGUAAUAUUUCCACUCAAUUUUAAUCAGAAGUUCCCAUGUGCCGAGCCCGCACGUGAAGCUGAGCGUUAGUUUGAGGCUGCAGCCACCAGGGCCCGUGGCUGGCUCAUAACAAAGCACCCUCCCCACAGCCCCUCUGUUCUCUGUACCUCUGCCAGACCAUGGGAGGUCCCUCAAACUGGAACGAGGACAAGUGCUCCUGAGGUAGACUCUGGAAGAUGUUUCUAGCCAUAGAUGAGCUAAUUAAAGAAGGAAAACUUCCAGACACGUCAGAAAACUACUCUGGCCAUGUACCUUCUUCGUGCUUGACAAAAAUUCAGGAGUGAAAAACCCAUCCUACUUACCUGGCUGAAAAGAAUAUAAACCUUUUAGCCGUGGUCACAGCUUGUCCAAAAACUCAUCGUAUUUCACCCGGUUCCCAUUGCUUCUGCCUUUCCUAGGAAGGAGCUGGUGCAACACAACCACAACCCCUCCAAGGAGUGACACCAAUUGGUGGUUACUACUGUUGAAUCUGUGGCUGGUAGGUUAGAAAAACUUGCAAUCCUGCCAUUGAAUUCCUGCUGUGGAAAAUGUUAAUUUUUAUUGCCUUAUAAAACAAUAGUUCCUUUGAAGAUUACAGCCUCUUUCACAAUGGAAAACACAGACAAUGGGAUUUGCUAUUUAAUUUUUUUUUAAUUGAGUACUGUAAAAAUAACUCAAAAGAUAAAUAAAUGUUACUGUGAUGAUCUAUGUCCAGACAUUAA